CGGCCCUGCCCAGGGCACCGCGGGCUCUACCUGCGCCCGGCGCCCCGCGCUCCGCUCCGGCUCCGCGGGGCUGCGGAAAGGUACGAGCUCGGCGGGCGCUGCAUCCCCAGGAGGGAGGAACGGCCUCGCGUCGCCCAUCCCAGAUCUGUUUUGUAGGGUAAAAAUGAACGUAGGAGUUGCCCACAGCGAGGUGAAUCCAAACACUCGGGUGAUGAACAGUCGUGGAAUGUGGCUGACAUACGCACUCGGAGUGGGCAUGCUGCACAUUGUCCUGCUCAGCAUUCCCUUCUUUAGUGUCCCCGUUGCCUGGACUUUAACAAAUGUGAUCCACAACCUGGGAAUGUAUGUGUUUUUGCAUGCAGUAAAGGGAACUCCUUUUGAAACACCUGAUCAGGGGAAAGCUAGGCUACUAACACACUGGGAACAACUGGAUUAUGGAGUACAGUUCACAUCUUCAAGAAAGUUCUUCACAAUCUCUCCUAUAAUUCUGUACUUCCUGACGAGUUUCUACACCAAGUAUGAUCCAACACACUUUAUCCUGAACACAGCCUCUCUCCUGACCGUGCUCAUCCCCAAGCUGCCACAGCUGCAUGGCGUUCGGAUCUUUGGCAUCAAUAAAUACUAAGGAGAAGGUUCCACACUGGCCGCCCCUGACAUGGCUCCUGCUGCUCCCUGGGUGAAGGAAACGAGUAGUCUGCUGUGCCCAGUAUCUCGUCAUAGUCAGUCAGAGAUGCCUUUACAUCUGAGAUACAAUUCCUGCUUCCUGCAGCAUUGUCUGGGAUGAAAGUCGAGUUUAUAAGAAGCUGCCUUCAAAUACUUAAAUGUGAAUUGGAAACCUGUGGAAGAGAGAUUUCCAUGAAGAGCUGGGCAGGCCCAGCUCUAAAGCCUAAUCCCCGCUAAGACUCAACAUGUGGCUGAGCAGGUGAUUUGUAAAGAAAGGUGCACGUAACAGCUGAAAUGGAGAGCAGUGUUUCACAAAUGCCCAUUAUCCAUAAUGCAGAUGGUAACUUUAUAUAUGAAUCCAGGAUCCUCAAUGCCAGGGACUGGUGAGGCUGCAUUCUUAGGUUAAGUGAAAGUAGCUAGUUCCUGCUGUAUGGACUGUAGGUGGUUGUGCUUGUUAUUGCAUUUGUAAAAGUUUGUCUCACAGUAAGUACUGUGACAGUGAGCAUAAACUGAUGGUGUAAUUCCUGCCUUCUCUGUUCUUGUGAUUUAUUUUUUUUUUGUCACAAUGACCGAAGAAAGUCCUUAACUGCCAGCUCAGGGGAUUUCCACAUCAACUUGAUAGCUCGGUUUAUGUAUGCUUUGGAAAAUUGCCGCUGUUGUGUUAUUUUCAUUUUGCUUAGCAGGACACUGAUUUUUCUAUGUGUAAAAGGGACAUCCUGAAAAAUUGGAAUUUCUUUUUA
Messenger RNA from Lepidothrix coronata (blue-crowned manakin), 1403 nucleotides. RefSeq names its product ORMDL sphingolipid biosynthesis regulator 1 (gene ORMDL1). The record is from RefSeq and is a predicted model, not a curated record. Gene Ontology annotation, cellular component: endoplasmic reticulum membrane. The transcript has 5 exons. NCBI's taxonomy places the organism in Eukaryota, Metazoa, Chordata, Aves, Passeriformes, Pipridae. The coding region runs from base 164 to 625 and encodes 153 amino acids. Gene Ontology annotation, biological process: intracellular sphingolipid homeostasis; ceramide metabolic process; negative regulation of ceramide biosynthetic process.